GUUUCCUGGGUCGUUCAAUAUUUUGUCCAUAGAAUCUAUACCUAUAGCCUGUAUCAAUUGAAAGAAUUCAAGAUUGGGAUUAGUGAUAACAUAUAGGAUGUAGUUGUUGAGCUGAAGAAACUCUUUGGAGAGGGGAGUUUGAUCCUGACAACGGGAGAAGCAAAGAGUCGGUUAACUCUGUAGGUCAGUUUGAGAGUUUUUGGCGAUUUUAGUACUCUCUUCACGCAGAAAACAAAAGGCUGGGGAACCACUGAGAAGGCGAGACCUCCCAGCGUCCUAGAGAGGAUCCGGAAGUAACCUAGGCUUUUGUAGGCUGGGCUGGUUCGGCGAUCGGCUUCUUUACGGUCAGUUAGAAGUUAAUUUUUAGUUCCCCCUCACCCACUUGGAGUUCCUGGUGAGAACAUCGGAUUCGCUGGCUGGAGUGGCGGUGUCGGAGACCUAGCCAGUCAGGGGGUAGGUGGUUCCUGGGCUCCUCGGAGGGAGCGGCUGAGCAGGCUGAUUUUGGCGAGAGUUGGCGUCCACUUUUCCGGGCUGGCGCCCCCGGAUGUUUCAAAUCGUGGACUCCGGGGUGGUUCUCGGCGCUAGCCAGACCCGUGUUCUUGCGGACCACCCACCUUAUCAUCUGGCCUGCGCUUUUUCCGCAGGGCCUCGGACGGUGUGUCACAGCCCCUGAGCCAGCCCAGCCUCCAAAAACCAAGGUUACUUCGGUUCCUCUCUAGGUUUAAACAAGAGAAGAUUCUCCUGUUCUUUUUUGGUACCCCAGAGUUAUUUGGGAUGAUAGAUUAUUUGGCUCUUUUUAGCUCUUAUCCUGCUGUUUUAUUGUGACAUAAAGAAAAUAAUGUUUGUGAAAGCACUUUGUAAACUGCACUAUAAAGCACUAUAUGAAGUCAGAAUGUGUCUGCCAUCUAGGUUGUCCUGCUCAUCAUAGAAGAAUUGCCUAUUUCCUUUCCACCCUGAAAGGAACCUCAGAGGGAAUAUCUCAACCGAGAAUGCUUAAUACCUUUUUUUGAGGGGGUUGUUUCAACCCAGCAGACCAUGAAGCCAAGAGAAGCUGCAGAGUUGUCCCUCCAAGUUACACAGGAGCCUGUGGGGCUUCAGAUCGUGAAGGUGGAGGAAGAUGAACAUAUUUGGAGACAAGAAUCCAGCUUUCAAAGGAAAGAAACCCAUACCAGGGAGAUUUUUCGCCAGCGGUUCAGGCACUUUUGUUAUCAAGAGACACCUGGGCCCCGAGAGGCCCUGAGCCAGCUCCGGGAGCUCUGCCGACAAUGGCUGCAGCCCGAGAUGCACAGCAAGGAGCAGAUCCUGGAGCUGCUGGUGCUGGAGCAGUUCCUGACCAUCCUGCCCAGAGAGCUGCAGAGCUGGGUGCGGGAGCAGCAUCCAGAGAGCGGGGAGGAGGCAGUGACUGUGCUGGAGGAUUUAGAGAGAGAGCUGGAUGAGCCAGGAGAGCAGGUUCCUGUUAGCUCACAGGAAAUGCCUUUGAAGGAGACGGAACCUAUGGAAACAGCACAGGAGUCACCAUAUUUAAAGUUGCCCUUGGCAAACCAGUUAAAAAAUGAAUCUUCACAAUCCAACCACCCCUUACAAGACAAUGAGCUGAGCAUGCAGAAUUCAGAGGGUGCAUCUGAGUCAGCAGCUUCUGUGGCUUUACAUCCAUCAAUGGCAGUCCCGGCACCUGUGGCCCAGCCCAUUCCCGCCUCAUCUCAGGUGUUGGUCCAGGCAGCAGGCUUUGCUACCAGAGGGGCCCAGAUGGAGCUGAUUUCCUUCCCCAGAGUGCAGCAGGUGCCACAGCAGGUACAGUCCAUGCAGCAUGUCUGCCGGGCCCAGGUGCAGUACGUGGAGGAGGGAGACACCGUCUACACGAAUGGAGCCGUACGGACGGCCUAUGCCUACAACCCCAAGCCCCAGAAGUACGCCUCCAGCAGCGCCACAGCAUACUUUGAGGCCCCGGGCAGUGCCCAGGAGACUGUAGCAGCCUCGUCACCGCCAGUGGUCCCCUCCCACAGCAUGGUAGGCAUCACCAUGGAUGUUGCGGGGACCCCCAUCACCUCCAGUGCCAGCGCCUAUCUCAUCCAUGGAGGGAUAGACAUCACGAGGCACUCCUUGGCCCACACAUCUCGGUGGUCACCAGCCACGCUCCAGUGGCUGUUAGAUAAUUAUGAAACUGCUGAAGGUGUGAGUCUCCCCAAAAGUUCUCUCUACAACCACUAUCUUCGACACUGCCAGGAGCAUGAGCUAGAUCCUGUGAACGCCGCCUCCUUUGGGAAACUGAUUCGUUCCGUGUUCACGGGCCUGAGGACUCGACGCCUGGGAACCAGGGGCAACUCCAAGUGUCAUUACUAUGGGAUCCGCCUGAAGCCAGACUCCCUGCUGAGCCAGCUGCAGGAGGACACGCAGUGCAUGGCCAUGCAGCAGCAGCCUGUGCACCAGAAGCCCAGGUACCAGCCAGCCCAGAAGACGGACAGCCUUGGGGACAGCGGCUCCAACAGCAGCCUGCACAGCACGCCCGAGCAGGCCAUAGCCGCCCAGAGCCAGCACCACCAGCGGUACAUAGUAUUAGUUUACCAGUCUAAGGAUCCUUCCUCUGGGCUUGCUUCUGAGUCUGAGAAGUCCUUCCUGACCACUGGAAGUCUUCUGAGGUUCAAAGAGGACUCCAUGGGAUUCAUGUUUACCUGGAAACAGCCCUUACUUUCUAGAGGCAUUAAUAUGUGGCUAAAGAACCUAAUACAAACACUCAAGGAGACGCACCUGCGAAAAUGCAAGCCCAUCCGAGAACAGAUGAGAGACCUUCUCAAAGCUACAACAGUCUCGGGACGCAUCGCCGUGGUUCUCUUUGAGACCUGGACGCUGCCGGGCUUCCCCGCCCGGGUGCUGGGCGCUGGGGUCGACGAAAGCGGUGGCUGCGACCACCAGGAAUAG
Trichechus manatus latirostris (Florida manatee) is the source of this 2916-nucleotide messenger RNA. RefSeq names its product DNA-binding protein RFX2-like. Gene Ontology annotation, molecular function: DNA binding. The transcript has 13 exons. Gene Ontology annotation, cellular component: nucleus. Gene Ontology annotation, biological process: regulation of DNA-templated transcription. Lineage: Eukaryota; Metazoa; Chordata; Mammalia; Sirenia; Trichechidae. The record is from RefSeq and is a predicted model, not a curated record. Bases 1036 to 2916 code for a protein of 626 amino acids.